Galleria mellonella (greater wax moth) is the source of this 1575-nucleotide messenger RNA. RefSeq names its product E3 SUMO-protein ligase NSE2-like. NCBI's taxonomy places the organism in Eukaryota, Metazoa, Arthropoda, Insecta, Lepidoptera, Pyralidae. The coding region runs from base 183 to 845 and encodes 220 amino acids. Gene Ontology annotation, cellular component: Smc5-Smc6 complex; nucleus. The record is from RefSeq and is a predicted model, not a curated record. The transcript has 5 exons. Gene Ontology annotation, biological process: protein sumoylation; double-strand break repair via homologous recombination. Gene Ontology annotation, molecular function: SUMO ligase activity; zinc ion binding.
UUAAUGUUUUUGACGCUUUCUUGUUUUGUUUGUUUGCCUAACCUAAUCAAAUAUCUUUUUAAUUAGUAUUGAAUUUUUUGUUAUUAUAAGAAUUCACUAAAUAUCAAUUAAUUUAAAAAUAUUACAUCUAAGUUUACAGUAAUUGUCUUAAAAGAGUAUUAUAUUUUAUUAUUGUUUUCACUAUGGCUGAAGCCGACACGGACUUGUCUCAAUUGAGAAAAGAGUGUAUAACUAGCCUUUAUUUGUGUACAGAUAAUUUAAACAAAUAUCUAGAAAACGAAAAAGAAUCUGAAUUCGCUAAACUUAAGUCUUAUGUCAGUGAAUAUUGCUUAUUAGAAGCGCAGGAAGAAGUGGCUAUUCAGGCUUUGGACAAGGCAAAAAGAGAAACAGAUAUUUCAAAUGUGGAUACCCUGCAGGACAGAUUUAAAGCUCACCUCAGCAACCUUGCAAGUAAGCGUCUUAAUGUGAACAAUCAUCCAUACAUGUUGGAACUGAACAAACGGUUUGAGAAAAGGCAACAGGCAGCCAGACAACAUUUGGAUGAAUCAGAUGUAGCUAUUACGGAAUCUCAAGACCAAUAUAUUGAUCCAAUAACAAAGAAACCCAUAGUGGAUCCUGUUAAGAAUACAGUUUGUGGACAUAUCUAUGAGAAGGAAGCCAUUAUAAAUUUAAUCAACAUGAAAAAUAGGACAAAAUGCCCAGUGGUUGGCUGUGGUAAUCGUGGACCCGUACUGACACAGCAUCUACUCUCAGACGACGAGCUGAAGUUCCGCAUGACUCUUACACAACAUUCCACCAUGAUACAGGAGCGGUCCAUCAUGAACUUGGAUGACAGCAUAAAUUGAUAAGAGAUUACCAAACUAUCUUCCACGAUAUUAGCAAAAAUGUUGAUUGCAUCUAGAACGUAAUAUAACUAGGUAACUUUAAGACUGCCCCGUAAAUUUGGUAAUAAUGUAUUAAAUUAAGGUAUAAAUAAACGAGUAUAGGUGGGUAAAAUUUGGCGUCGUUUCUGACUGUUGGCUGUACAUAAAAACAUGUAGGGACCAUAUUGCUAAAUGAUACAAUUAAAAAUUAUACAAAUAUGUAUAUAUAUAUUUGUAGAAUUUUGAACUCUAUUAUCUGUACCGAUAUUACUUAGUCCAAACGUUAUUUUUUUUAUGGCUGCCAUCGUAGACAAUGGUAAUAUUUUGCUAACUUCAUGGUUAGAAAAGAUUGCAUGUAAUUUAUAAGACAGUAAUGUAAUUUUUCGGUAUGGUAAUUUCUUUUUUUAAUAAAAAAGUCCAAAAAGUUCUUCUCUUACUUUAAUUUAUACGGCUGCCAUCAAUUGAGGUCAAUUGAUUCUGCCAACGUCAUGGUUGGAGAACCUAGGUAUAUAUAGGUAUACUGGGCAAACAUAGGAGUUAUGCAUUACCCAAAAGUUCUUUGAUAAAGAUUUCGAUUGUGAUUAUGUUUAAGUGGUGGCUAUUAUAGCUGUCGAAUGCCAUCUCUAGGCUCUAAAUAUAAUGCACUGUAAUAGUUCAGUUAAUUAUAUUAAUUAUCACUCGACUGUGAUCGAAAUAAACUAAUGUUUUGAUA